Platichthys flesus (European flounder) is the source of this 3883-nucleotide messenger RNA. Its product is annotated as MFS-type transporter SLC18B1-like. Lineage: Eukaryota; Metazoa; Chordata; Actinopteri; Pleuronectiformes; Pleuronectidae. The record is from RefSeq and is a predicted model, not a curated record. The transcript is spliced from 14 exons. Bases 162 to 1496 code for a protein of 444 amino acids. Gene Ontology annotation, biological process: transmembrane transport. Gene Ontology annotation, molecular function: transmembrane transporter activity.
GAAGGGGUGCAGCUGUUGACUUGACUUCAUGGCGGAGCUCCCAGUCACUCGGGACCCUGUCUGUGACUCGGAGGUCUGUAGCGGAGCGGACAGAUUCUUCUCCUCCGUCAUGUGAAGAACCUCAUCAUCUCACCUUUCACCCGAGGCCCAGAGGAGUCACAAUGGAAGCGGUCGAGGACCCCCAGCAAACAGAGGAGCCGACACGCGCUCCCUCCAGCCGCAUGACGAGGAGGCAGCUCCUCACUUUAAUAUCCAUGGCAUCCGUGAACUUCAGCUCGAUGAUGUGUUACUCCAUAUUAGGCCCCUUCUUCCCCACUGAGGCGGUGAAGAAAGGAGCCAGUCAAACAGUCAUUGGCCUCAUAUUCGGCUGCUACGCCAUCAUCAAUUUGUUUGGUUCAUUGAUAAUGGGAAGAUAUAUCGUCCAAAUUGGUGCAAAGUUUAUGCUCAUUGCAGGACUGUUUGUGUCGUCGGGCUGCACCAUUGUGUUUGGACUGCUCGACCGGGCUCCUGCAGGACCUGCCUUCAUCACCCUGUGCUUUGUAGUGAGGUCCAUCGACGCCGUGGGCUUCGCCGCCGCCAUGACCUCCUCUUUUGCGGUUUCAGCAAAAAUAUUCCCACACAAUGUGGCGACUGUUUUGGGUAGUUUGGAGAUUUUCGCAGGACUUGGUCUCAUUCUGGGGCCUCCACUGGGAGGGUGGCUCUAUCAGUUGUUUGGAUAUGAGGUCCCUUUCAUGUUGCUCGGAGGUUUCCUGUUGCUCAUGGUUCCUUUCAACAUUUACAUCUUACCAACCAUAGACGCAGACCCCUCAAAGGAUUCCUUCUUUCGGCUUCUCUCCCAAGUGAAAAUAGUCCUCAUCUGCUUUGUGAUAUUCACACUAAGUGCAGGUUUGGGUUUCUUGGACGCCACGUUGUCCUUGUUUGCCAUUGAGACGUUUGGUCUGUCGCCCGGCUACGUGGGACUCAUCUUGCUUGGUUAUUCGUUGCCGUACUGUCUGGCAUCGCCGGUAAUGGGUUAUCUCACUGAUAAAUAUCCGGCCACGAGGAGCUCGUUCAUGGUGGCGGGAGGUGUGGCCACAGCAGUCGGGUUCUGUUUCCUCGCCCCUGUUCCUUUCCUUCACAUCCAGAGUCAGCUGUGGCUACUGGUGCUCAUGCUCUGUGUCAUUGGGUUUUCUCUGGGCAUUACUACACUCCCCACGUUCCCCGAGAUCAUCACAUGUGCAUAUGAAAAUGGAUUUCAAGAAGGACUAAGUACUCUUGGAAUGGUGUCUGGGCUGUUUAGUGCAGUUUGGUCAUUUGGGAUGUUUUAUGGCCCAGUAGUCGGUGGUCUUCUCACUCAGCACCUGAACUUCCAGUGGGCGGCUGCCAUCCAAGGAGGCCUGACGUUUAUGGCAGCCUUUCUCCUCGCUGUGUAUUAUCUCGUUCAACGACCACAACAAAGGGUUUCAGAAGAUGGGAGCAGACAAACGGAUGAGAUCACUCCUCUCUUGAAUGAAUGAGAGCCUCACAAACACAGGGGCGGUCGCUAAAAUGAACACAACCAGAGCCUAAUGUUUCAUCCUUGUGUCCAUCGGCCAGUUAAUCAAAUUGAUUUUUUAUUAUUAUGAGAUUCUUUUGCAGAGAUUGUCAUGAUUUUUACUUGGGUUGUAGAAAUAUUUUCUGUUGUGCUUGUUUUUUAUAUAAUAGUAUAUUGUUUUAUAGUUAGGUUCUAUAAAAACCAUGAAACAAAGCAGAUUCACUUUAAAUGAUAAUGAUUUCAUGCUGCCGUUCAAAUUACCCUGUGGAUGAAUGUAUCACUAACAAUUAUUAGUCAACCACAUUCCAACCCAAAGUAGAUUUGCUUUUUGUUCUGCAGCCCGGCUCAAUUAACCAUCUUAGUUUUCUAAAUCACAUGUCUUGGAUUUCAAGACAUGUGGCCACAUAACCACUGACAUGAAGGAGAAGAACCAUGUUUGUAACGUCUUUGAAGAGAUCUGUCAGCUAACAUGAUAUACACUUUAACGUCAUAUAGAUUGCAAUAUAAUUUUUUAUAUCUCACGGUGCUGUUGACGGAUAAACUAAAAUGCAAACAAGAAUAAAUGUAUUUAUGUAAGAAAUUCUUUAAAACCAUUUUGAAAUAAACAGAAAAUUUUGAAUAAGCUUUUUUUAUAUUUAUAUAUCUAAAAAAUGUGGCUUUACAAACAAAUCAUUUGGAAAGAGAGAAACAAUCAUGUGGAUAUGAGUAAUCUGUAUUUUUAUAGGUGUAGAAUAUUUUUUUCUACAACUUUUUUUUUUUUUCAAAGCAUAAUUACCUUUCAAUAUUUUGCCGAUUUCCUUUGUCUUGUAUGUACACAGGCUCGAUGACUAAAGAAAAAUGUUCGACCAACCCAAAAAUAUACUUUAACUGAUGAGACACAAAUCAAAUCAGUAACUUUGAGUAAUACCAAUAGAUUUUUUUUUUGGUAACAAAUGACAUUUAACUAUCUCAAUUUGAAAGUGCUAUCAAUAUUUUUCCGUUUUUUUUAUCACAUAUAAUGAUACUCAAGAAGAUAAUGAGUGCAUUAUUUGAUGAUUACAUUUUAAUUAGUUGUAGAUUAAUCACUAAAAUUGUUAAUGUGUUGGUUGUUAAGCGCUUUCAGGAAAUGUUCUGUCACUUUUUAGGUGAUGCAGUUCGGGCGGAUCGAUGGCAACGCCUACAUCUUGGAUUUCCAGUAUCCCUUCUCAGCAGUGCAGGCAUUUGCUGUGGCCUUGGCCAACGUGACUCAUAGGCUGAAGUGAAAAGAUUUAUUUUGUGUUGUUGCAGAAGAAUCCAAAAGAAGCUGCUGUGUUUGUUCCUGUGCACCUCUCAGUGUGGGGCUGUACCUGCCACAGACCACAUUGCAUCAGAAAAGAUUAUCAUCUGAAUGUAUUUAAACUUCAAAUUGUAUUUACUGGAAUUAGAAAAUACUCACUAUCGUUGGAUAAAAAGUGAUCUAAGUACUUAAAGUUACUUUAAAGCCUCCAGGGUUUAAGACAUCCUCCUACUUUUUAAAUACUUAGUUAAUCUUGAUGCAUGACAAAUCAUUAAUCAUUUAAUGUACAUUUGUGGAGUAAAUACAUAAAAAAAGUACAUUUUUAAGGUGCAGCGACAAUUUGACUAUAACAAGUAAGUAAAUUAAGAAUAGUGUUUUAAAGGGAGUAUAACCCUGUUGUUAUUUCUGUUUGAAUACACAUUGUAUUUUUAUUUAUUUUUUCAAAUCCAUUUUUCUGUUGAACUUGUAUUAGACAAUAUACUGAUAUACAUAUAUUUGAUUGUAUAAGUUGCAACUAUGCAUCUAACCUCAGUUCAACAGGGCUAACUGGUUGCAGUAACCCAUAGCUCAUAUAUGUUCUAUCCAUGUCACUUCUAUGAAGUACAUAUUAAAUACAGAUUAUUUUAGCCACAAUACUGAAAAUCCCAAUUCACAAAUUAUUUUGAACACAAUUUCUUUAUCCAACCUCCCAUUACAAUGGAAAUUGUCAGAAGUGGUGAAUAGUGAAUCUACAUGUGCCAAACAAAGUUGAAUGUGCUUGUCCAAAACAAAGCCAGUCAGGAAAAAUGGUAUAAAAUGGUCGAACAAAGAUCUCAUCCCCAAACAGAACAGACUGUUACGAUUGAGAUUCUCUCUGUCGGUCUCUCCGGACCGGCUCUGUGUUGUUUUCAUGGGGCGUUUAUGAUGCUGCUUGAAAUCUCUAUUUGAAUGUGAAGUACAGUAGUUUUGCCUCCUUGGAAGUCAGUGCUGCUUUAGAUAGAGCUUGUGUGCUGUGAUGUUACCUACAUAGAAAUGUUGUACUUGCAAAAGAAAAUAUAGCGCUGCUUGCACUGUGUGUUUAAUAAGUGACCUGACAUCAUUAUUACAUGCAGAGAAAUAAAUGUGCUUAUAUGUUG